Strongylus vulgaris is the source of this 294-nucleotide messenger RNA. Lineage: Eukaryota; Metazoa; Nematoda; Chromadorea; Rhabditida; Strongylidae. The record is from the annotation of a GenBank genome assembly.
AUGCUUAUGUCAAAACACUUUGCAAAUGUCUUCGCUGCCGGUGAUUGUAUGAAUACGCCCAAUGCGAAGACCGCCGCUGCAGUGUCCAGCCACCUUAAGACUAUCGAAAAAAACUUGGGAGCCGCAAUGGAAGGAAAAGAAAUGCCUGCGAAGUAUGACGGUUAUGCAUCAUGUCCUUUGAUAGUCGGUAGACAUCGAGGAAUCCUCGCUGAAUUCAAUUCGAAAGGUCCUAUGGAAACAUUCCCAAUCAACCAAGCUAAAGGAGGAUUCUAUGCAUUCCUUAUGAAACGCUAC